Rhincodon typus (whale shark) is the source of this 1197-nucleotide messenger RNA. RefSeq names its product muscle RAS oncogene homolog a (gene mrasa). NCBI's taxonomy places the organism in Eukaryota, Metazoa, Chordata, Chondrichthyes, Orectolobiformes, Rhincodontidae. The record is from RefSeq and is a predicted model, not a curated record. Gene Ontology annotation, biological process: signal transduction. Gene Ontology annotation, molecular function: GTP binding; GTPase activity; GDP binding. Bases 847 to 1197 code for a protein of 116 amino acids. The transcript has 4 exons. Gene Ontology annotation, cellular component: plasma membrane.
GGGCGGUGGACAGAGCUGCCUUCUCCCACUCCCCUUUUUGAAGGUUGAAGGCCAGGCUCGGCUCCUCCCAUCGUCUCUUGGCUGCGGGCGUCCCCCGUUUUCCCCGGCUGAAAGGCAGCAUUUCAUACCGGGAGCGCUCCCUUACCCUGCCCUGCUAUUUUUAGCAUCGGCCGCCGGAAUAUGAAGCAGUGGAUUGGAGUGUAAACUCAGGGGCUGGUCUGUGCAGUAAUCGGAGGGGGAGGAGAGAAAGGGAGGGAGGGCAAUCAGGCAGGCAGACUCUGCCUUUGCAAUAAAAAGGAAGGAGGGACAUUAACAGCGGUCGGUACUGCUUUUUUUUUGUUGAAGAGCAGUAACGCAGAUCGCUUGUGGAUCUCUCUCUCUCUCUCUCUCUGUGUGUGAGAGAGAGAAUGGCAGGGGUUCGCUAACAGACCAGCCCGAGGGAGGGGGCACCACUUCAGCCUUGACAUGUUGACCAGAGCUGUGUAGAAAGAAGGCAGCUACAACAGCAGCAGCAGCAGCGACUUGGGACCAUCACCUUCCUCAUCUCAUGCCCAUCCAUCCAUGUGCAUCGAAUUUAAAACAAAACCAAAGGAGACAGAUUCACUGCUUCGCAUUAAAUUUGAAAAUACUGCUAAACAUUUACUUGAGGAUGGCAACCCUACAUCAGCAUUUAAAAGCAAAUCUGAUGUUAAAUGUGUUUAUUACAGGGUGGCUGUCACUGUCCAUGAAAAACUAAUACUGAAAUGUUGUCCAAUGACCCAACAUUUUUUUCAGAACUUGACUCAUCUCCUCCUGUAUCCAGCCUUUUCUGAAAAUUGUAGGAAUAUUAUCAGGUUAUAUUAAGACAUGGCAACGAGUGCUGUUCCAAGUGAUAAUCUCCCCACGUACAAACUUGUGGUGGUGGGUGAUGGUGGCGUUGGAAAAAGUGCUCUCACUAUCCAAUUCUUUCAGAAGAUAUUUGUGCCAGAUUAUGACCCAACCAUUGAAGACUCUUACUUGAAACACACAGAAAUCGAUGGGCAGUGGGCCAUUCUGGAUGUGCUUGAUACAGCGGGUCAAGAGGAGUUCAGUGCUAUGAGGGAGCAGUACAUGAGGACGGGGGAUGGGUUCCUCAUCGUCUAUUCAGUCACUGACAAGGCCAGCUUUGAACACGUGGACAGGUUUCACCAGCUGAUAUUGCGGGUCAAAGAUAGGUGA